This is a messenger RNA of Scylla paramamosain (green mud crab), 2088 nucleotides long. RefSeq names its product N-acetyl-D-glucosamine kinase-like. Lineage: Eukaryota; Metazoa; Arthropoda; Malacostraca; Decapoda; Portunidae. The record is from RefSeq and is a predicted model, not a curated record. The coding region runs from base 125 to 1369 and encodes 414 amino acids. The transcript is spliced from 9 exons. Gene Ontology annotation, molecular function: N-acetylglucosamine kinase activity.
AGGUCUGUGGAGGACUGGCUGCGGGAACGGCGGCAGAGGCACAGCUACAUUCAGAAGCUUAGUGUGACAGGGACAGCAACGAGGAGCUGUAACGCAGAAAAAUAGUUUUCCACAAGUGACAAAGAUGGUCAAUGCUGAUCUUAUCUUUGGUGGAAUAGAAGGAGGCGGCACACACUCCUGGGUGGUGCUGGUGAACGGCAGCGGCCACAAGAUUGCCGAGCUCGAGGGGCCUUCCACCAACAAAUGGCUGCUGGGCGAAGUCGAGUGCCUGAAAAGGGUGUGGCAGCUCGUGCAGGACGCCAAGAAGCAAGCAGGAGUGCCAUCUGAUACCGUCCUCGAGGCCCUGGGUCUCUGUAUGAGUGGGUGUGAAGAAGAGGAAACCAACAAGGAAUUAGAAGCUACAAUCCUAGCCCAAUAUCCUGCCUUGGCCCGCCAUGUCACCGUCACAUCUGACACAUAUGGCUCCAUUGCAACUGGUUGUCGAAAAGGUGGGAUUGUACUGAUCAGUGGAACAGGAAGCAAUGCUUUACUAGUGAACCCAGGUGGCCGCAUUGCACGCUGUGGUGGUUGGGGCCACAUUUUGGGUGACGAAGGUGGAGCAUUCUGGAUAGCUGCACGAGGUAUAAAGAUUCUGUUUGAUGAAGAAGACAACUUGAUUGAUCCCAUCUUUAGCACAGAGAAGCUGAGAAGUGUUGUCUACAGCCACUUUGACAUCAAAGACAGGUAUGGGAUGCUGGAACAUGCUUAUACAUACUUUGACAAGUCUAAGUAUGCAGGUCUCACAGCAAAGAUUGGGAAGGCAGCUAUGGAAGGAGAUCCAAUGUGUGGUCGCAUUAUGUAUGAUGCAGGAUAUGCCCUUGGUCGCCACAUCUCUGCACUCUCUCGAAACAUUGAUCCUGAGCUGUUCUUGGGAGAAAAUGGGCUCCAGAUAGUAUGUGCUGGAUCUGUAUGGAAAUCGUGGGAGUUACUACGUCCUGGCUUUCUAGAUGGAGUGAAGCCUCAUUGUGAGAAGGAUGUACCUGUGCCAAAGUUCACUUUGGUAAAGCUUAUGGUAACAAGUGCUAUGGGGGCCACUUAUAUGGGAGCAGAGAAGGCAUCUUACAACUUGCCUCGUGACUACAGCAAGAAUGUUUCCCCAAUAUUCAAUUAUUUGCAGAGCAGUCAUCUGAUUUCCACUGAACCUCAGAAAUCCACAUUCUUUACUAGUGAAUGUGGCUCAAGACAUAAUGGGGAGAUCCAUAAUGAAUCAAGUACUAAUGGAAGUGUUAACGGAGAAAAUGGGCAUACUAAUGGAAAAAUGAACGGACAGAUCAAUGACAUAAUUCAUGAAAUAAAAUCCAAAGCUAUUGAAAAGCCAAUAAGUGCCUAGUCUCUCGUUCUUUUCUCUGUAUGUACGAGUAUGUAUGUAGGUAUUAUAUAAGUGUAAACACCUUUUUUUUUUCAGAUUAAGUGAGGUGUGUGUGUGAAUGAAAUCUGAAAUCAGUGUAGGAUAGCAAGGCUUUACAGUGUGUAUGUUUCAGCAUAUAUAGUUUUGAAAGGCAGAGUACGUGUUUUGCAUUGGAUAGCCUUAGUCACCGGACAGCAGCCUGGCAAGCUGCAAAAUUACUUACAACUUUUGUGACAUCCAGAACUUCAAUAGAACUUGGUGGUAUAUACUGCAAAGCCAGAUUUUCUUUGUGUUUUGAGUUUAACCUCAAAUGCAUUGACAUAUUACAAAAUAUCCACAUAGUUUUAUUUAGUAAAGAAUUACAGUAUUAAUGCAGCACUUAAUGUUAGAAUUUCACUCUAACUAAUCACAAUAAGAACAUUUAUCUUUAUUAUUAUUAUUAUUAUUUAUUUAUCUAUUUAUUUUUUUAUCAGCACAAUAGUGAUCAGUAGUGCAAUGUGAUUUGGAGACUUACCUUCAUGUAUAGUGGUUUGGUUUUAUCCAAAGUGUGAACAUUGCAACUUACUAACACAUCUGUGAUUGUGGUAGCACAUUAAUGACUUGCUCUAAAUUCUCAGUUUGAUAUAGUGAAUUGCAGAAAAAAUGAGAAAUACAAAUGAAGUUGGUGCUGUUGUAGGAUCAGGAAAUGGAGAUGGUGACAG